ACCAAUGUGUGGGUGGCAGCGACCGGCGACGGGGAUGCGGCCUAUAAAUGCUCCCGUCCAUCCUCGUGUGCGCCAUUAUCUCUUACAUCGACCCCAUAACAGUCGAAUUGUAAGACGAAGAGCUGCUUCUGCCACCCUCCAGCGAGAAUAAAACUGAACAAAAAUGCGUGAGUGCAUCUCCAUCCACGUUGGUCAGGCCGGUGUCCAGAUCGGCAAUGCCUGCUGGGAGCUUUACUGCCUUGAACAUGGGAUCCAGCCGGACGGACAGAUGCCCAGUGACAAGACCAUCGGAGGAGGAGACGAUUCCUUCAACACCUUCUUCAGCGAGACUGGAGCUGGAAAACACGUCCCCAGAGCUGUGUUUGUGGACCUGGAGCCCACUGUCAUCGAUGAGGUUCGCACUGGUACCUACCGCCAGCUGUUCCAUCCUGAGCAGCUGAUCACCGGCAAAGAGGACGCUGCCAACAACUACGCCCGUGGACACUACACCAUCGGUAAAGAGAUCAUUGAUCUGGUUCUGGACAGGAUCCGCAAACUGGUGGGUAAAAUUAUUCUUACAUUCAUCUUCAUAACAACACAUAAAAUGAUAAUCUCUGUAUCUCAUAUUUGUCUGCUGUGUCUCCCUCUCUGUCCUCAGGCUGACCAGUGCACUGGUCUUCAGGGCUUCCUGGUGUUUCACAGCUUCGGUGGAGGCACCGGCUCUGGUUUCACCUCCCUGCUGAUGGAGCGUCUGUCUGUGGACUACGGCAAGAAGUCCAAGCUGGAGUUCUCCAUCUACCCAGCUCCCCAGGUGUCCACUGCUGUGGUGGAGCCCUACAACUCCAUCCUGACCACCCACACCACCCUGGAGCACUCUGACUGUGCCUUCAUGGUAGACAACGAGGCCAUCUACGACAUCUGCCGUAGGAACCUCGAUAUCGAGCGUCCCACUUACACCAACCUGAACAGGUUAAUUGGUCAGAUUGUAUCCUCCAUCACCGCUUCUCUUCGUUUUGAUGGUGCCCUGAAUGUUGAUCUGACAGAGUUCCAGACCAACUUGGUGCCAUAUCCCCGUAUCCACUUCCCUCUGGCCACCUAUGCCCCUGUCAUCUCCGCUGAGAAGGCUUACCACGAGCAGCUCUCAGUGUCUGAGAUCACAAACGCCUGCUUUGAGCCGGCCAAUCAGAUGGUGAAAUGUGACCCUCGCCACGGCAAGUACAUGGCUUGCUGCCUUUUGUACCGUGGUGAUGUGGUGCCUAAAGAUGUCAAUGCUGCCAUUGCCACCAUCAAAACCAAGCGCACCAUCCAGUUUGUGGACUGGUGUCCCACCGGCUUCAAGGUUGGCAUCAACUACCAGCCACCCACUGUGGUUCCUGGUGGAGAUCUGGCCAAGGUCCAGAGGGCCGUGUGCAUGCUGAGCAACACCACUGCUAUUGCAGAGGCCUGGGCUCGGCUGGACCACAAGUUUGAUCUGAUGUACGCUAAGCGUGCCUUUGUUCACUGGUAUGUAGGUGAGGGUAUGGAGGAGGGAGAGUUCUCUGAGGCCAGAGAGGACAUGGCAGCUCUGGAGAAGGAUUAUGAGGAGGUGGGAGUCGACAGUGUUGAGGGUGAGGGAGAGGAUGAAGGAGAGGAGUAUUAAGAAGGGACGUGAAGGCUUUAUUUAAGAAAUAAUUGAUUACAAUGUGUCCCGAAAUGCAUUCCAAACAAGUGUGUCAUUUUGACUGUUCAGAUUAAAACUUCUGAAAAUGUCAAGUUUCACUAUGUUCUCAAUAAAUUCUCUGUAACAACAACAAGUUGGUUGUCCUUCAUUAAUUCAGCAUAAACCUAUUGAAUAUCUGUCAUGAGCGUUCUGGCCUGAAAAAUGCUCAUAUUUUUGAAGUUUGACUAUUUGGAGACAAAGGAUUUAAAAGGACAUGAAUCAGCUCCAGAUGCCCUUAAAACAUUCCAUUACUUAAUUAUUUGGAUGCUGAGUUAAUAAAACUGACAAUUCCGGUUCAUGAUGAAGACGUGUUUUAAGCGCUCGAGAAUUUCACAUUUUUUCCUCAAUGCAUUCCAAAAAGAAAAAAAUAUUGGUCAGUCAAACAUUUGUCAGAAACUGAAAAAUGCUGGGCUAAGUUCAAAAUAAAUUUCCUGUAACAUGAA
Acanthochromis polyacanthus (spiny chromis) is the source of this 2121-nucleotide messenger RNA. RefSeq names its product tubulin alpha-1A chain. Gene Ontology annotation, cellular component: microtubule; cytoplasm. The transcript has 3 exons. NCBI's taxonomy places the organism in Eukaryota, Metazoa, Chordata, Actinopteri, Pomacentridae. The record is from RefSeq and is a predicted model, not a curated record. Gene Ontology annotation, biological process: mitotic cell cycle; microtubule cytoskeleton organization. The coding region runs from base 164 to 1618 and encodes 484 amino acids. Gene Ontology annotation, molecular function: structural constituent of cytoskeleton; GTP binding.